GAGCCUGCAGACUGCGAGUGUGCGUGACAUGACCUCAUUCAAAAACCGGAUGGAUUUGGCCAAUCAUGUUGCACCAAACAGACGACGCCGCACGAGCCACCGACAUCGUCAACGGGUUUAGCGGGGCUGAUUGAGGGAAACGUCCGGGACACAAUCACUCCUCAACCCGAUAUUUUGAGAUCGACACCGCGGCUCUCAGGUCUCUGUGGCUCCGUCAACCCGUAGUUUCGCGAAUCUAUCCGCUGCCGUCCCAUCGCGCUGCCUGGAUACGCAGAGCUCGCUAUAGCUUUUUUCCCUGGGCGACCCGGUCAAUCUUCCAACGCUCCCGCAAAGAGACAACAGAAUUCCAAACCCCCGCUCUCGCCUCGCACAAUGGACGAAGCCAACCCCGCCAAAACAAAUGCUGCUCGCCCGCAACUGACGAGCUCCAUGAGGAGCAGCUCCUACCUGAGCGACCACCAGCAGUAUCGGCCUCCCAGGCAACCGGACCAGUUCCAGGGCAUCGACACGGUAGUGGAGGAUCUGGGCAAUGCCAACAUCUCCUCGGCCCGGCCCAUCCUGCCGUUCAAUGGCAUCCCAUCCGAGGAGAACCCCCCCACCGUCGUCGACAGCGGGCUGAGCCAUGCUUACUCCCACCCCAACUGUGCGCCUCGCGCCGGCGACAAGUCGGAUCGCCUCAUCGCCACGCUGUUCUACAAGGGCAAGGGCGGAAGCAGCUCGCCCGUCAAGUCCAGCUUCACUGACAGCAACGAGGCGCUGCCCGCCAACCUCGCGCCCACCACCGACCCCAAGGAGUUCCCGCUCGAGCUGCCAACCCAGGAGUCCGAGCAGCUAGACCACAUUUACGGCUCCUACAUCUCAUCGCUGUGCAUCGCCUCCUUCCUCCAUCUUAUGUCCACAUUUCCCCAGGAGCGAGAUGCUGCCGAGCCGUACUCGUCACAUCGAUGCCUGGACAACCACGAGCACCCGCGCGUCGUCGAGUUGACCCUCUCCCCGGUCCCAUCUCCUCAGUACCUCAGCUUAAAUGAUUUGCGGAAACACGAGAUGAUUUACCGCUUCGAGCAGGAGUGGAAUGUCGACGUCGUUUUGCAGACGGAUGCGGUUUGGAGGCGACACCCUCGCUUGGUCGUGUUCGAUAUGGAUAGCACCCUGAUCACCCAAGAGGUCAUCGACCUUCUUGCCGAGACUCUCAAAGACCCCCCGAAUCUGCAUCAGCUUGUAGCGGAUAUCACCCAUCGCGCCAUGAUGGGCGAGUUGGAAUUCGAAGCGUCCUUCCGUGAGCGUGUUGCUCUCCUGAAGGGACUCCCUGCCACCAUGUUCAAGGAUCUUCAGUCCGUUCUUGAUGUGACCAAGGGUGUCCCCCAACUGAUCAAGGCUUUGAAGCGCCUGGGCGUCAAGACGGCUGUCCUCUCUGGAGGCUUCCAGCCCCUGACUGGUUGGCUUGCCGGCGAGCUGGGCAUUGAUUACGCGUACGCAAACCAAGUCGUCGUCGAAAACGACAAGCUCACGGGCGAGGUCGAGGGCCUCAUUGUGGGCAAGGAGCGCAAGCGUGACUUGCUCUUGGAGAUUGCCAAGAAAGAGGGCAUUGACUUGUCGCAGGUCGUGGCCGUCGGCGACGGCGCCAACGAUCUCCUGAUGUUGGACAAAGCCGGACUAGGAGUUGCGUGGAACGCGAAGCCGCGGGUGCAGAUGGAGGCGGACGCACGUUUGAACGGAGAGAGCUUGCUGGACCUACUGCAUUUGUUUGGUUUCACGGGUGAAGAGAUUGAGGCGUUGGCUGCAUAGUGGCGUUGAACAAGAGAAGGACCGCAAGGGAAGAGUUUGAAGGUUUGAAUGCUUAAAAUACAUGAGUCAAGCAAGGUGUUGGGCCAUUACGAUACCAGGCAACAGAAAUACGAAAUAUGAAAAUGAUCGAGGACAUGAACGUUUGGACUUGUCAAGUGUGAUACUGAUACAUCUCUUCUUAAGUCAUUGCCCUUUGAGUUAGUGGGUAAGCCUUCAUAGCGGCGACAUGGACAUCG
Ilyonectria robusta is the source of this 2021-nucleotide messenger RNA. RefSeq names its product phosphoserine phosphatase. Gene Ontology annotation, cellular component: cytoplasm. Lineage: Eukaryota; Fungi; Ascomycota; Sordariomycetes; Hypocreales; Nectriaceae. Gene Ontology annotation, molecular function: magnesium ion binding; L-phosphoserine phosphatase activity. Gene Ontology annotation, biological process: dephosphorylation; L-serine biosynthetic process. Bases 373 to 1785 code for a protein of 470 amino acids. The transcript has a single exon. The record is from RefSeq and is a predicted model, not a curated record.